This is a messenger RNA of Lagopus muta (rock ptarmigan), 622 nucleotides long. It is a transcript of the gene NPPC, whose product is annotated as natriuretic peptide C. The record is from RefSeq and is a predicted model, not a curated record. NCBI's taxonomy places the organism in Eukaryota, Metazoa, Chordata, Aves, Galliformes, Phasianidae. Gene Ontology annotation, molecular function: hormone activity; hormone receptor binding. The coding region runs from base 100 to 501 and encodes 133 amino acids. The transcript has 3 exons. Gene Ontology annotation, biological process: receptor guanylyl cyclase signaling pathway; cGMP biosynthetic process. Gene Ontology annotation, cellular component: extracellular region.
GGGACCUCGCGGCUCCGCGCUGAACUUUGACUCCCUCCGUCCCGGCCUCUUCCCGGGGCUCCCCGCUGCCCCCCGGCCCCAUUCGCGCUGCACCGCAGGAUGCAGAUCUCACCCGUGCUGGCCGGAGGACUGCUGCUCGCUCUGCUCUCCGUCGGGCUGGAGGCGAAGCCGGCGUCCCAGCUCCCGCAGAAGGCGUCCCGUGGAGCAGCGGCGGCGGCGGCAGCGGCGGCGGCGGCGGGUCCGCCCGAGGCAGCGGGCGCGGAGCGGGACAAGGAGAAGGAGAAGGAGCGGAACCGCGGAGGAGGCGGCGGAGGCGGCGGCACGGGGCCGCGGGAGGCGCGGGAGGCACGGGCAGAAACGCGGCCCCGGGCGGGUUGGGCGCGGCUGCUGCAGGAGCCGUCGGGCCGCCGCAAUAAGGGGCUGCACAAGAAGGGGCUCGGGAAGGGCUGCUUCGGCCUCAAGCUGGACCGCAUCGGCGCCAUGAGCGGCCUCGGCUGCUGAGGGACCUCUGGCGAGCGCCGGAGCGGCUCCGUUGUUCCCCCAGGGCCGGGCACGGCCGCCCCCCAGGCACCGCCCGGAAGAGCAGAGACCUCCCCGGAUCGGACAAAAGAUGUGGCUGUGU